Messenger RNA from Daucus carota subsp. sativus, 1561 nucleotides. Its product is annotated as UDP-glucosyltransferase 74AE2. The record is from RefSeq and is a predicted model, not a curated record. NCBI's taxonomy places the organism in Eukaryota, Viridiplantae, Streptophyta, Magnoliopsida, Apiales, Apiaceae. The transcript is spliced from 2 exons. Gene Ontology annotation, molecular function: quercetin 3-O-glucosyltransferase activity; quercetin 7-O-glucosyltransferase activity. Bases 60 to 1436 code for a protein of 458 amino acids.
UCUCUGCUUCAUUGUAACAUCCAGGCUCUGGCUGCUAAGUCACCAAGAAAACCACGAAGAUGGGAGAAAUCGACAGAGAAUUGGCAUGCAAAACUCAUGUCAUGAUCAUCCCUUUCCCUGCUCAAGGCCAUAUGAGCCCCAUGAUGCAGUUCUCCAAGCGCUUAGCGUUUAAAGGGGUCAAGGUGACCAUGGUGGUUCCGCUGAAGCUGCAGGAUUCUAUGCAGAUAUUAUACGACAGUCCGCUGAUCAGCCUUGAAUGCAUCACCUUUGAUUUUGGUAAAGAUGAGAUUCCCAAUGACAUGCAGUCGUAUAUGGGGUUUAUGAAGCUGAAAAUCACAACUGUAUUGCCUGAACUCCUUGAGAAACAGGAAAAUAAUGGAUGCCCUGUAAAAUUUUUAGUGAUCGAUUCGUUAUUCCCAUCUGGGGUAGAAAUGUGCCAUCAGUUUGGCUUGAGAGGAGCCCCGUUUUUCACUCAGUCAUGCGCGGUGAAUGCCAUUUACUUGAAUGUUUUGCAGGGAAGACUCAAGAUUCCUUUUGACAAAGGGUUGUCGAAUUUCUCAUUGCCUUCACUGCCAGUGCUGGAUACCGUUGAUAUGCCUAGUAAUGUGAUUGGCACAUUUCCAGAUUUAUGGGCCUAUUUUUCGAGGCAGUUCUCUGGUUUGGAGAAAGCAGAUUGGGUUUUUCUUAAUAGUUUUGACAAGCUGGAGACCGAGGAAGCGAAAUGGCUAGCAAGCCACUGUCCAUUAACUACCGUUGGACCAGCAAUUCCAUCAAUGUAUUUAGACAAGAAAUUACCAAAUGACAAAAAAUAUGGCAUUAGUCUUUACAAACCAGAAGCCGAAGUUUGCUUAAACUGGCUAGAUGAAAGAGAUCCUGGAACCGUAGUCUACAUAUCAUUUGGGAGUGUAGACAAACUCAGUCAAGAGUACAUGGAGGAAAUUGGUAGGGGAUUGUUAAAAAGCAACAGUUUUUUUCUUUGGGCAAUCAGGGAUUCUGAACGGGAAAAACUUAGUAGUGACUUCAUUUCUGAAUCCUCGGAGAAAGGCCUAAUUGUGAGUUGGUGUCCUCAGCUCGACGUGUUAGCUCACAGGGCAGUGGGGAGUUUCAUGAGUCAUUGUGGCUGGAACUCGACCCUCGAAGCACUGAGCCUGGGAGUGCCCGUGGUGGCUGUUCCAGUGUGGUUUGAUCAACCUACAAAUGGGAAAUAUAUUGUAGACAUCUGGAGAGUUGGCGUACGUGUUCCAGUUGAUGAAAGUGGUAUGGUCUCGCGAGAAGAUGUUGCAGCGUGUAUAAUGGAUGCCAUGGAGGGAGAUAGCAAGGAGGAAAUCAGAGAGAAUGCUUUGAAAUGGAGACAAGUUGCUAUUGAGGCAAUGGACGAAGGUGGCAGCUCGGAUAGGAACAUUGAUGACUUCAUUUCCAAACUUGUAUCUAGUUAAAUAAAAUCUGUUAUACAUUAUUAUAAUUAUAAAAUUAUUGAAAUAAUUUGUGCGCAGGGCCGUCUCAACUAAAUUUGAGGCCCUGAGCGAGAUUUUAAUAUAUGUUUAGUUGACUUUACUGUUGA